AUGGCUCUUUUACCGGAUCACCUUAUCGCCCCAAACCCUGUGAAACUCUGGGCCGAUUUCUUUCAAUUGUUGGCCGUUUCCUGUCAAGCUUACGUGUUCUCAAUCGAACUCUCGAAAGAUGCCACUUAUUAUCCAGGCGGUCAAAACUCGUCCGUCGUUCCCUACCAUUCUCUUUGGACCAUCUGGUACUCAGCCAUCAAAAAAAUCCCGCUCGAAACACCAAAACGAAAGAAAGAAGCAAUAAAAGUACCGGAUUUCAUCAGUAAGCGACAAAACCUGCUUGACGAGGCAAAGAAUUUCGUCUUUAUUUACUUCUACUGGGUGACGUUGGGAGUGAUUUUUUCGACCGGAACGAGUACAGUAACUCUUUUCAAUCUCGGCUAUAUUCUUGGUUGUUUCUUCUUUCUUUGGUUUGGUAAUUCGCUCUUUUUACGACCAAUGGCUACGGCUUUACAAUUAUGGGACACAUUGAUUUUCUACAAUGUUUCAGUGAUUUUUGUGAAAAUCUCGCUACAGGUUGUUGGCUGUGUCUACAUGUCACAAUUAUACAAGAAUUUCUGCUGGAUGUUGCAAUUGUUCGGGAUCGCUUGCCUCAAAACGGGAUUGGAUCCGAAAUUGAUUGUCAAAAGAGAGAUUCUCGGAGAAUGCGAUGUGCCGCAUAGUGAAGCCGGCAUUUUCUAUGAUGGAUUAUGUUUUGCAUUCCUAUUGAUUCAACGUCGAAUCUUUCUCUCCGAGUACUUCAAACAUGUGAUCGCUGAGUAUAAAUCGCAGCGUUUCUUCGCGAGCCGUGGAGCCGAAUUGAUUGCCAAGAUCACUCUAAAAGACAUCAAGGACGCUGAAGAAGCUGAGGCACAAAUGCUAGCUCAGGUCCGCAAAAAGGUCGAGGGAGUCCGAGUGAGGAAUGAAACCGAUAAAAAGACGUUGAAAGAGAAAGUGUCGAGUGGAGAUGAGUUGAGUCCCACUGAAGCCUCGCCGAAUGCACCGUCGAUCUCGAUUCAAAGAGUGGAUACACCAAAAGAAAGCACUCCUCCAUCACCGAUAAUGACCGACAAUGGAGCUUUGAUCUCACUAAAUGUACAAGAAGAGAAAAAAGAUCCUCGAGAAUCACUCAAACCCUCGGUUGACUUUGCUGUUGAUUAUUCACCGAAAACAACUCCGAAAACUGGCACGAGAAUGAGCAAAAGUAUUCCACAACAAAGGGGAUUGCCAUUGAAUCCAUUGAAACCUCGUACUUCAUCUGAUGAACAACAAGAUGAUGAAUGGUACACUUCAACAACUCCACAAAAAGAGAAAAUAUUCGAUGAGAAGAUUAUUGAAAAAGAGGGAGGAGUCAAAGGAUUAGGGCCACUGCAAUUACUUCAUUUCGUUUUCUCGAAGGGAUCUUUUAGAGAAGCGUUAAGGGAAUCCCGCAAAAUCGAGGCCACUCACGAGAAACUCGAAAAGGAAAUGGAGCAAACAUUUGGAAAAGCCGAUCACGAGGCGAUUCGUCGGGCAAUCUUUAGCCAAAAGCAGAAAAAACCAAAAGCCGAUUACGACGAAGAAACGUUUCACGAUCCGUACUCAUCUGGAAGAGAAGACACUGAUGCGGAAGCGAGAAGAAAAUCGACAAUUCCACGAGCGCCUUUGAAUGUGAGUGCUGCUCGUCGCACUGUGAGUGAGGUCACUGCUCCGGGCGUCUCGUUCAGCAUUGAUUCACAGACUGGAGAAGGUCAUUCGGGCAGCUCAUCGCCGAUCAAAGAAACAAUGGAGAAUCUGGCAGCUAUGGUUAUUGAGGAAGAGUUAGACGAAGAAGAGCAAGAAACGGAAACGCGUAAGAAAAUCCGGGCUCGGAUGAGAGCGAGUCGGUUGUAUCAAUAUUACAUUUUCAUCAAAGAAUGGCUGAGGGAUUUGUGGCGUUUUAAUCUAAUGUUUUGCGAUGCAGUGAUCGAGUCAACAAUUCAAAAUUUGAUGAUACUAAGCAGGGAUUAUCGAUAUGUGGCUAAAAUCUUGACAACGGAGAAACGGUUGCACAAAGAGUUGGCUGAUGAAUCGGAUGACGAACGAUUGCUAUCUGCGGUGCAAUUGGAGAGAAAGAGAAGCUUUUUGAAAUUUCAGAUCGAAAAUCGAAAAGCCUCGACAGUCGUCGGGAUUGAGGAUCAAGAUAUGCAAAAAUUACAUAAUGCAAUUGAAGCGGAAAGCACGAAAGAGGCGAACAUCAUCGAUUUGUUGGAUAACACAGAGAUUUCGGAAAAAGAAUCGAUCAUUCCGAAGUCUGACAUCCAAAGUGAAUACAAAUUGAUUCGUUUAAUUCGCGCUUUCUACUAUGCGUUGAUGUCGAAAUCGGAAUUUCUUUGCUAUUUAAUGAUCGUGCUCAAUCAUAUGAGCACAGCGUCAAUGCUUUCAAUGCCGCUUCCCUUAAUGACCCUUCUCUGGGGAACACUCACCGUUCCCCGGCCUACAAAACGCUUUUGGAUCACAAUCAUCACAUAUACCGAAGUGAUGGUUGUCGCGAAAACGAUCUUUCAAUUCGGUUUUUUUCCAUGGAAUGGCCAGACAUCAGUCGAUCCGAUGUGGCCGCCAAGAUUGUUGGGAAUUGAAAAACGCGACAAAUAUGCGGCUUGGGAUUUAGCGUUGCUGAUGUGCGUUUUCUUUCAUCGUUCGAUCUUGAUGGCAAACGGCUUAUGGGAACCGCAAAUCAGUGAAGCGGAGAUCAUGCGGAAAUUGGAAAGGAAAAGGCUGAAGGUUGAAUCAGCGGCCACCUCGAGACGGCCCUCGAUUGCUACUCUGGCUUCGGAGUUGAGAAGUACCUCGGAUUUGAGACACAUUGCCGAGUUGGGAAGGGAGAGGCUGAAGAAUCGGUGCGUGAGUUCGAUUUUCGGAGCAUUU
Messenger RNA from Mesorhabditis belari, 2865 nucleotides. NCBI's taxonomy places the organism in Eukaryota, Metazoa, Nematoda, Chromadorea, Rhabditida, Rhabditidae. The record is from the annotation of a GenBank genome assembly.